Messenger RNA from Eucalyptus grandis, 2571 nucleotides. RefSeq lists its product as uncharacterized. The transcript is spliced from 6 exons. Bases 666 to 1073 code for a protein of 135 amino acids. The record is from RefSeq and is a predicted model, not a curated record. NCBI's taxonomy places the organism in Eukaryota, Viridiplantae, Streptophyta, Magnoliopsida, Myrtales, Myrtaceae.
GGCUUCGAUCCAGCCAAGUAGCUUUCGAUCACCAAAUAGAAAUUCCGCAUUUCCAAAAACCCUAGCACCGAUGGGUACCUUCGCCUUCUCCAAUCUCCGACGGACCGCCAUCAUCGCCGCCGAGCACCAGGUCCGGCCCACCAUCUCCGUCGCAGGGGACGGCGGCUCGCCGGCGACGGCGACGGCGACGGGGACGGCCAUUCUUUUUUGCCCUUUUCCGCCGCGUUUUCUUGUAUCCUUUGCUGCGGAGUUCAAUGGCUGAUACCCGGUCCAAGUGACCGGCAUCUGCGAGUGUUUUCUUGCUGCGGAGCAUGGUGGAAUGAAUUUGAGUUCCAGAAUGCUGUUGAUCCUGUUAGUGCCUUUUCAAUGUUCAGAUGGCGUGAACUUCCAAGACUCUGAAUUGCGUUUGCUUGGAGGAUUGAAGUGGUGGCAUAAGCGUUUUGAAGCCAAUAUCCAGAAUGCUAGUAUGGCAUCAGCUCUUAAAUCAACUUGCUUUGUCAAGCUUAGGGAACCCAUAUCUUGGUGUGUGUUUCAGUCUUCACAACUACCAGGUGUUUCUGCCAAAAGAAGUACAAUGAUGGUUCUUGUAGCGCUGAAUUGACAAUUAGCAUACCUCAGACAUUUGCUAAAUCAAGGAAAAAAGGCAAGGCUGGUUGUCGCUUGGAAUGCGCAGAUGUAGCGCUCACAGAUAUGAGGUCAAGUCUCAAAAGAACUCCUACCCAGCGUAUUUCCUCUCUAUCCAGCUUGAGAGUAACAGGAAGAAUGUGAAAUCACUAAUGUUAUCAGAUUGUGGCAUGCCUUCCAGUGUCUUUGACCUUUCAACCAACGCACAAGCAUUGAAGGUGUUUUACUUAUGUGAUUCAGAUAUUGGGUGGAAUAUUUCAUAUGUUGGUGCCAUAGUAGUUUCGCCAAUUGUGAAGAUAAUGGGUACUAAACUUGGUCAAACUAUACCUGCGUUGAAGGAGGUAAGACUGGAAGUUACUUUAUGCUUUCUGUCAUACUUGAUGAGAGUGUUCAUCAUAGCCAAAUCUUAUUCUCCUUCUAAUGGACAAUUCAAGUCCCAGUAUGAUUGAUUCUAGUUAGAUUAUAUUCACUAUCCUAGCAUUAUUUCCUCCUAAUCAGAGAAGUAAAAUUUGUGAUACUGCCGUUGAAAUUUUCCAUACUAUGUGUCCUCUCACGUAGUACCAUCCAUUCCUGAUGAUAGCAUGUUGAAUUUGCUUCACAUAAUACUGCCUUUUAAUUGAAAUUGCUCAGUGACAUUACAUCAUAUUGAUCAUCUCUAAGUCAGUGUUCCCAUAUUAUACUAAAGAUCUUAGUAGAAAGAGCGAUGUAUAUGUGAAACCAUCCCAGGCAAUUUUAGAAUGGUUACAUUACUCUUGAUUUAUAAUUUUGUUUCCCUUCAUUUGUUUUUCAGAUCAUUUUCUGAGGUUGCAGUUUUUACUGAGUAGGUUGUUCCACGAUUAAUUUUCCCUGUUGCUUCAUCCUCUCACCAAAUCCUAAAGCUUGGAGUUGAGAAGUUCAUGUCCUUCUAUAAUUGGAUAAUAUACUUUUUUUUUAUGAACUUACCAUUAGUCGGAAAAGAAAUUAGUAUACAAUAUAAUUUCAUGUUGUUCCAUUGCAUUUGUUUCAAAUGACACAUGCUCGUGUGUGAACUGUUUUAUGUCUAUAGCAUAAGAUCAUCAUGGAUAAUCACUCUAGAAGCCAAAUAUUAUCUGUUUCUUAGAUUCCAAAAGAUUUUCCCUCUAUUCAUGGUAUAGUACCCUCAGUGGUGAUGGGAUCGAUCUUGUCCUCAUCAUCCAAUUUUAAAUAAAUUUGAAACAUUGAAGAAGGAAAUGUAAUGCUCUGCCUGUGCAUGAGUUGAGAAGGAGUUGAAUUUAUAGCAACCAAUAGACACCAAGGCAUUGUGUUGGAAUUCUGGUAUAGGAUGGUAAAUAUGAAAUGAGUGAACAAUCAAGUCUCAUGUCCAGAACUAGCUACACAACAGUUGAAGUUUCUUUAUUCAAACUUUUGUUCCUUUAUCUCUUUGAUCUUCUUAUGGUGCCGCAUUGAAUGAGGUUAGACUGAAAUUACUUUAUGCUUGCUGUCAUACUGGAAGAGACCGAUUAAUCGUUGCCAAAUCUUAUUCUCCUUCUAAUGGACAGUUCAAGGUCUAGUAUGAUUCAUUCUGGUCAGAUUGAAUUUACUAAGCUAUCAUUAUUUCCAAUUCAGAGAAAUUUAAGUUGUGAUACUGCUGUUGGAAUUUUCCAUACUGUGGUCCUCUCCUGUAGUGGCGUCCAUUCCUGAUGAUAGCAAGUCAAAUUUGCUUCACAUAGUGCUACCUUUUAGGUUGAAAUUGCUCAAUGACAUUACAUUAUAUUGAUCUUCUCAAAUUCAGUGCUCCCAUUUUAUACUAAAGAUCCUAGUAGGGUAGAGGUAGUGAUGUGUACGUGCAACCAUCCCAGGCAAUUGUAGAAUGGUUACAGUACUCUUGAUGGAUAUUUACGUGUCCCUUCAUUUGUUUUUGAGAUCUUUUCUGAUGCUGCAAUCUUUUACUAGAUAGGUUGUUCUGCAAUCGAUUGCUAUAUUCUCAAA